AUGUCUUUGACAUUGCCUGUUCCCGACCACACACUCCCAAGGGAGCACGUUCCAGAGUCCGCUGCGCGGUGUCUCCAACAAUCACCGCUCCCUCUUAUAGAUUCCCUACCCACCUCGCCUUCGCUUUACUCCGACGACGCCGACGACGAGAUUCCACGAAAACCCAACCAACUAUCACACAACAUGAUGCCGCGCCAGCGACAACCUACCGCCGAGCAGGCUCCGGCCCUACCUGAGAGGAGUGCCCGUCGAGCUUCAAGGAUGCUCGACGGCCUCACUCCCCAUAAACUUAUCGCGGAGGACCAGCAGCCCCCUCUGAAGGCCCAAUCCGCCCCCCACGAUGUUUACCUCUCCUCCGAGGAAGACGCAUCCUCAUCCGCCGACGACUUCUCCGACUUCGAGUGCGAGUCUAGCAGCGAGCAAUCUCAGAAGUCAGCUAUUCGACGGGGCAGCCAGGAGGACACCGCCCGCGUGGUCUCAGUCAUCUUCUCAGGCAAGCCCUCCAUCGUCGACCUUCCUCGGCGAUUUAUCUCUCCCAGCUCUAGCGAGACCUCUUCCCGACCUCCCAGCCGCCUCCGGAGAACUUCGACAAUGCCCAUCAUGGACCACCGCCGAGUCUCCAUGUCCUCUUCCCCCUCUGGCUCCUCCGUGCGGUCUUCCAUCAUGCACCCUCCCCGCACUAGCAGCAUGCUUCCCAGCAGCCGCCUCGAGAAGCAAAGACCUCAUUUCCUUAACAUUGACCCAUUCGCAACCAAGACUGAGCGGGAGGAAGAGCAUAACAAUGGCGACCUGAAGACGCCCAAGACGCCCACAGGCAUGUUCAAGCGCACGCUUAGCCUCGUCAAGAAGCGCAGCAGGCCUUCCCUAAACACUCACUUCAUCACCCAACACUCCUCUCUAUCCCGAGACAGCCUCCCGUCGUUCAUCACGCCGUCCUCCCACAUGGAGCAGGUUCGAGAGGAGUCUCCGGCCCCCGAGCCUAAAUCCGCCCCCCGGCCUGUUAGCCGAGGACCUGUCACUUACCACGAGAUUGUCAUGUCCGCGAAGCGAAGGGCCCAGACGACACCCAUGUCGCCCAUCUCUCCUCUCUCAGAACCUGCAUCCCCGAUGACUCCUAAUGGCACCCGGCAACGCCUACGACAAGGUUUCUCUUCCGCCCGACGGCGGAGUAUCAAGGCAUGA
Messenger RNA from Ilyonectria robusta, 1182 nucleotides. RefSeq lists its product as uncharacterized. Lineage: Eukaryota; Fungi; Ascomycota; Sordariomycetes; Hypocreales; Nectriaceae. The record is from RefSeq and is a predicted model, not a curated record. The transcript has a single exon. Bases 1 to 1182 code for a protein of 393 amino acids.